Messenger RNA from Linum tenue, 383 nucleotides. NCBI's taxonomy places the organism in Eukaryota, Viridiplantae, Streptophyta, Magnoliopsida, Malpighiales, Linaceae. The record is from the annotation of a GenBank genome assembly.
CAUUCACUCUCAAUCGGCCUUCUGCUUCUCUAUCAGUUAGGGUUUGCCAGAGUAUACAAUCUAUCCUCUGGAUCUGGGAACUCAAAGGUUUCCGCUCCCAUGAUAUUUUUGAAUCGACCCACUGCCGCUUCAAACAAGGCGUUGAUGGGUUGGAGCUCAAGCGGAGAUCGUUUGGUUUCUGCUACAUGGGCAUGGUGGUUAGAAUUUAGGACUUAAAAUUCAUUGUUAGGCUUGCUGUAGGCUGUAGCAUUUUCGUUAAUGAGGAUUUCUCAAUUUUGGGAAAAGAGAUUGAAUUAUUGGUAGUGGUUCUUUUCCAAUACAAUUGUCAAGAGUGUCAACGGUAUGCAAACUUUUUCAAAUGAGAACAUCAUACAUUUGAAAGA